Messenger RNA from Annulohypoxylon truncatum, 2670 nucleotides. RefSeq names its product acetolactate synthase. Gene Ontology annotation, molecular function: thiamine pyrophosphate binding; acetolactate synthase activity; flavin adenine dinucleotide binding. Gene Ontology annotation, cellular component: acetolactate synthase complex; mitochondrion. The record is from RefSeq and is a predicted model, not a curated record. Gene Ontology annotation, biological process: L-valine biosynthetic process. Lineage: Eukaryota; Fungi; Ascomycota; Sordariomycetes; Xylariales; Hypoxylaceae. Bases 254 to 2341 code for a protein of 695 amino acids. The transcript has 5 exons.
GUUCCGCAGUCGGGUCAAUGAAAAUCGUUCGGUGACUCUUAGAUCAAAAACCUUCGUCGCAUUUUCUUGCCAUUGAUUAAUCACCUUUUCUCAGUGACGGUACUGGAGAGUAGAGUCUGGCGUAUCCUUUGCAAUUGACUGGUUCUGGUUGGGAACUCCCCUCAAAUCGUCAAUAAUAUCGUCGCCUCCUCGAUCUUUCUUUUUCUUCCCUUCCUCCAAUCUCCCCUCUUUCUGCCCUUUCUCCCUUUCUGCCAUGCUUCGUACUCGACAAGCCAGCCGAGCCGUUAGGGCUCUGGCUCAGGCUUCGCGACAGCAACGCUGCUCAUUUACUACCUCACCAGUCGCCUCGGCUAUCCAGGUUAAGAAGACCGUACCGAGUGGCAUUAGGAAUCAAGCUACUUCAGCCCAAUCAACCGCUCAAGCUAGAGAAGUACCUUCUCCAGCGUUUAAUACUGCCGACGCAAAAGACCAAAGCCAUGUCCAACCCUUGGUCAAUCCUCGAACUCCUGAGAUGGACGAAUCCUUCAUUGGAAAGACUGGAGGAGAGAUUUUCCACGAAAUGAUGCUUCGAAGAGGCGUCAAGCAUAUCUUUGGAUACCCUGGUGGAGCUAUCCUGCCAGUGUUCGAUGCUAUCUAUAACUCGAAACAUUUCGAUUUCAUCCUGCCAAAGCACGAACAAGGUGCGGGGCAUAUGGCUGAGGGCUAUGCGCGCGCCUCUGGAAAGCCUGGUGUGGUUCUAGUGACGUCCGGCCCGGGCGCCACCAACGUUAUCACACCGAUCCAAGAUGCCCUAUCUGACGGUACACCUAUGGUUGUGUUUUGUGGUCAGGUUCCUACUACUGCUAUUGGUAGCGAUGCCUUCCAAGAAGCAGACGUCAUUGGAAUAUCGAGGGCUUGCACGAAAUGGAAUGUCAUGGUAAAGAAUAUCGCCGAGUUGCCACGCAGAAUUAACGAAGCCUUCGAUAUCGCGACUAGCGGACGCCCGGGCCCCGUACUCGUCGAUCUUCCCAAAGAUGUUACUGCAGGCGUUUUGAGGAGAGCUAUCCCUACCGAAUCGGCUCUCCCAGGCUUACCGAGCGCUGCGUCACGCGCCGCCAUGGAGGCUACUCAAAAGCAGCUCCAAGCAUCUCUUCGACGCGUAGCUAAUCUAGUGAAUGUGGCGAAGAAACCUGUUAUCUAUGCCGGACAGGGUAUUGUCUCGUCAAUUGGCGGACCAGAGGUUCUCAAGGAGCUUGCCGACAAGGCUUCGAUACCAGUUACCACCACCCUUCUCGGCCUCGGAGCUUUCGAUGAGUUGGACGAAAAGUCGCUCUAUAUGCUCGGUAUGCAUGGCUCCGCGUUCGCGAACAUGGCAAUUCAGGAAUCUGAUCUUAUCAUCGCUCUUGGUGCCCGUUUCGAUGAUCGUGUGACUCUUAACACUGCCAAAUUUGCACCUGCUGCUAAGGCGGCGGCUGCAGAAGGCCGAGGUGGUAUCGUGCAUUUUGAGGUCAUGCCAAAGAACAUCAACAAGGUUGUGCAAGCCACCGAAGCUAUUGAGGGCGAUGUCGCGGAGAACCUACGACAGCUUCUUCCUAAUAUCAACAUAAAAAGCAUGGAAGACCGUAAGGAGUGGUUUGACAAGAUCAACUCAUGGAAGGAAAAAUGGCCCAUGCAUGCAUUUGAGCGUACCGAACGACCUGGAAUGAUCAAGCCCCAGAUCCUCAUCGAGGAGCUCAGCAAGCUAACAGCCAACCAAAACAAGCACACCAUCAUCGCGACCGGUGUUGGUCAGCAUCAAAUGUGGACAGCUCAACAUUUUAGGUGGCGACAACCCCGAACCAUGGUUUCAUCUGGAGGUCUGGGCACUAUGGGAUUCGGUCUUCCCGCCGCCAUCGGUGCCAAAGUCGCUCGGCCCGACGCCCUUGUGAUUGAUAUCGAUGGUGAUGCUUCGUUCAACAUGACUCUUACAGAACUGUCUACCGCUGCGCAGUUCAACAUCGGUGUCAAGGUUAUCGUUUUGAACAACGAGGAACAGGGAAUGGUUACACAAUGGCAAAAUCUCUUUUACGAGGACAGAUACGCGCACACGCACCAGAAGAACCCCGACUUCAUGAAGCUAUCUGAUGCCAUGGGUGUCCAACACCGAAGACUCAUCAAGCCCGAGGAAACGGUAGAAAGCUUAGAAUGGCUUAUCAACACCGAUGGCCCCGCUCUCUUGGAGGUGAUGACAGACAAGAAAGUGCCUGUCUUACCCAUGGUGCCCGCAGGCUCUGGCUUACACGAGUUCCUUGUAUGGGAUCAAGAAAAGGAUAAACAGCGCAGAGAGCUUAUGCGCACCAGAACUUGCGGCUUACACAGCUGAAACUUGUUUUAUAUGAGUCUUUAUUGCAUCGGCAGUUGGCGAAUUGUUUUUCAUAUGAAAAUACCACUGGGGAGAUAUUCGAAGAAAAAAGUAAAAUAGGGGGCCAUCAUAAAAAGGCUGCAUCCGGUGAAAAAAAGGAAUCGAAAAGUGAAAUUCGACCUCGCAUUGAACGUUCAUAUCGGGUUAAUAUGGCGAAUUAGUUGGCGUUGUUAUCGGUACAUGCUGAUCGUCUGUAUAUAUGUAUCUUGAAUUAAUGGAUCCAAACUCGAAGUUAUCGAGAGUGGCACUUGACCAUGACUCCUACGAACUCACGCAAUUCGGUUAGUUCA